AUGCUUUCCACUAUACGUCGAUUCAGCACAACUGGACUGGCCCUUGACCAUGCUAGGACCAUCAUCAAUCCACUGAACUAUGUUCUCCGUAGAGCAAGCCCACAAUCUAAGGCUUGUUUGGUGCUCUCCACUCAAUCGAUGAUCAACUCUGUCAUUGAACAAGUGCUGCAAUUACAUCAAGAAGAUCCAUCCAUACAAGUAGCAGUUGCCGCCGUAGACUCCAUGGUUGGUUCAAGACGUCAUGGGGUAUCCGAGCUUUGGCUAGACGAGCCGAUCUCAGUACGAGAACAUGAGCUUUUGAUAGAUGAAGAUGCUGAUAAACCAUUACGUGAGAGUGACGGAAUUAACGUUGUUCUGGCCCGUCUGAAUUGGAAACUUACUCUGGCUCGCUUAGGGCUUUCCUUUAAUGAUAAGGUUAAUGUAGAUGUGAGUUUAACCAAUACCCUUUUUUCAACAGGACAUCUGUCUACAUUGUUUGUAGUUGAAGAGGGACAAAAAUAUUCUGGACAAGUAUUAAAGAACGUACGUAUUGCGUUGAAGACUAAGGAUUCUAAGAUAAUCAACUCUACUGAUAAAUGGACAGCAUUGGGAGACGAAAAUGAAAAACCACUCAUUAUAACGAAAAGUAUUGGUAACUUGGUAAAACAAAUUAACAAUGGAUCAGCUUCUGCUUACCUCCAAGAUAACGAAAAACUCAUGAGCAUUGGAUCGAAGGACACCGAAGUCUAUGUUAAGUUGUACAAGAAGGAUGCGGAAAUUGGAGAAGAAAAGAAAGCACAACGAUUCCAAGUUAUUGCAGGAGGAGGUGGUUGGGGGGCCAAGGCAAGUACCUUGGUAAUUUCUCCAGAAGCUGAGAUCCAAGAGGGAGAUAGACUUGAGUUUUUCAUGCUUACGCCCACAGAUAAGUUUCUGGGACCAUCCAAGGAUGACUUGAAAGAAGCAAGUAGAGAAUCUGGUAAUGAUAUUGCAGCUUUUGAAUGUAGUUAUGAACAGGAAACUUACGAAGGAGAAGGAAAGUAUACUGAGUCUAAGGUGAUUGAAGGAAUUUUUGGAGGUGGAUCGGAGUCUGGUUUCAAGGUUGGAAAUGUUCAACAUGGAUCAGCUGGAGAAAGAGUAGAUAUACAAUUGUAA
[Candida] anglica is the source of this 1131-nucleotide messenger RNA. Lineage: Eukaryota; Fungi; Ascomycota; Pichiomycetes; Serinales; Debaryomycetaceae. The record is from the annotation of a GenBank genome assembly.